Molecule: messenger RNA, 2140 nt
Organism: Carassius carassius (crucian carp)
Lineage: Eukaryota; Metazoa; Chordata; Actinopteri; Cypriniformes; Cyprinidae
Product: CXXC-type zinc finger protein 4-like
Exons: 3
Coding region: 689-1705 (338 amino acids)
Cellular component (GO): nucleus
Molecular function (GO): methyl-CpG binding; zinc ion binding
Source: RefSeq, a predicted model, not a curated record
UCUGCUCCACCGGGGGAAACGCCUUCUCGCCUCGGACCCGUUCUGUGUUAAUUAGCCUCCCGGUUCCGCGGGUAAUUACGGUAACGAGCCGCAAAUGAACCGUAAUGAACCGCACAAUUCCUCAAAAAAAAAAAAAAGCCUUUUACAAGACGCGGCGCGCGUGAUUAAUUGGCGGGGAAAGAAAGGGCGCGUGAGGAGUUGACACGCAUUACCCUCAGCGCUGCGCGGCGAGACCCGUAUGUCAGCCCCCUCGCGCCUCCCGCGCUUCCACAAUCAUUUCCCGCCAAUGAUCAGGAGGUGUCCGCAACGGCGCUUCCUCACCUCACACCCCCGUCAGCCACACGCAGCGCGACACACACACACACACACACACACACACACACACACCGGGAGGAGCCGUCUACCCUCCGUCACCCAUACCCGCCCCUGAGGACGGUGCGUCGUUGGCGGCGUCAAUAUUAUUUAUUAUUCCCGUUAGUCUCGGUAUUUAGCGCCGCAGCUGCUCACGGUGAUCGUUAAAACGGACGCGUCUCGUUGUUUUGAGGCGCGUGUUUUUUCUUGUAACGGGGAUUAUUGAGGCGGCAUCAGCGCGCGGUGAUGCUCUCCGUUAAAGGAUCGUGAAGCGUCGCGAGUCUAAAGGACCAGUGCCGUGGAUGGUUGGGUGUUAGUGUGUGUUUGUUUCGCUCUGAUGGCGAACAUGAGCAGUAGUGUGUGCAUGGAAACCCCACACGCUCAUGGCCACGCCCACGGCCACACCCACAACUACAACCCCACCCCUGGGCGGGACUUUCCUCUACAGAUCGACUCGUGCGUGAACCCCGUGCUGGACUACAGCACGCAGAUGGAGCGCUACCGCUCUUUUGCCACCUUCUAUAAGAACAGCACGGCCACCGCGGCCCCAUUUCCCCAGACCGCCAAAAUCACGCGAAUUGCCACGCCCCUUUUCCCCUCGGCACGCCUAUCAGCAAUGCCGCCCUGGCCCUGCGACAACGCCAUGCUAUGGGGACGAAAGCCUUCUGCGGUUAACGUUAACGGACCUCACACACAUCGGACUGGCAUGUCAAGGGCGGAGCCUGUGAACAUGCACAUGUCUGGCAAACACAUUCCACAAGACUCCGCCCUCUCGAUGGGCGCUGACAACUUCCUGUCGCCACUAGCCGCGGAACAAUGCCGCGGUCUUCCUGUAACGGGGGCCGAUUGCAUGAACCGACUGAAGUGUCCGCCGUCUGUGCCGCCUGGAGAGGCGGACCGAAGCGGGACGUUCGGAGGGAUGCCUCCAUUGGGGGGUCUGUCGCUGCCACCAGGGGUCAUCGUCAUGACGACCCUUCACUCCGGUGCAGGGUCGUCGGGGGUCACGAUGUCAGACAGCGCAUUUCAGAUCGCCAACUUGGCGGCGGACUGCCAGCACAGCGGCUCAUCCUGCUCUGGUUCGCCCGCCGGCCUUAACGGAAACGCCAACGGCAGCUGCAGCAGCGCUAGCAGCAAUGGUAGCGGAGCGGCUAAGCGCAAACGUAAACGCUGCGGCGUCUGCGCCCCCUGCAGGAGGCUCAUUAACUGCGGCGUGUGCAGCUCCUGUCGAAACAGAAAGACGGGUCAUCAGAUCUGCAAGUUCAGAAAGUGCGAAGAACUCAAGAAGAAACCUGGCAGCACGAUGGAGAGAGCGCCGUCAGUAGGAGCCGCUGACACUUUCCGCUGGUUCUUCUGAAGAACCCGCCACGACCCACAUCAUACAACCAAACUCAAACACUAGAAGAACUGCAGGUCAUACCCUACGAUCUACCCUUCCCCUCAGGACUCACUGUGGCCCGUUUAGCACUGGGGGGGUCAGGUGCACAUGCCCCGUCGGAGAGACAUCGAGGGCAAGUCUCUGGGUCUCAGACUGACCUCACCUCAACCAAACACCAACACACGUAGAGAACCAGGGACUUGAGUUCAGUCAUAUCAGGACCCCAUCCGAGCCUAAAGGAACUGUUCGAAUAUAUGGUCGUCAUUUACUCACCCUCAUGUUGUUCCAAUCACUUGCUUGCUUCUACGGAAGACAAAAGAAGGUUAUCUGAAGAGCGUGCAUUGAAGCGAAUGAGCUCUGUCAAACUCUUAAAUGACAAAACAAACAGCAUAAAAGCAUCGUAAAACGAGUCCA